AUGGCCUCUGAUUUCUUUUAUCCCAACACUGGCGGAGUAGAAGAACAUAUUUUUAAUUUGUCUCAAUGUUUAAUCAAAAGGGGUCACAAAGUAGUUGUCAUUACACAUUCUUAUGGAAAAAGAGUAGGUAUAAGAUACUUAACAGCUGGUCUAAAAGUGUAUUAUCUGCCCAUAACUGUUAUGUAUGCACAGUGUAUUCUUCCGACUAUGAUAUGUAACAUAGCAUUGAUCAGAUACAUUCUUAUACGAGAGUGUGUACAAAUUGUUCAUGCCCAUUCAGCAUUUAGUGUCUUGGGGCAUGAAGUUUGCAUUAUAGGCAAACUAAUGGGACUUAAAUCAGUGUUUACCGACCACAGUCUUUUUGGAUUUGCUGAUACUUCUGCUGUGCUCACUAAUAAAUAUUUGCAAAUUUGUUUAUGUGAAACUGAUCACUGUAUAUGUGUUUCUCAUACUGGAAAAGAAAACACAGUUUUAAGAGCUAAAGUUAAAGCUCACAAAGUAUCUGUCAUACCAAAUGCAGUUGAUGCAUAUAGUUUUACACCUGACCCAAGCCAAAGAGACCCAGAUGUGAUAACAAUAGUUAUUGUUUCAAGAUUAGUUUACAGAAAAGGAGUGGAUUUGAUGGCAGCUGUUAUUGCAGACAUGUGCCCAAGGUAUCCUAAUUUAAGGUUUUUAAUUGGUGGGGAUGGCCCUAAAAUGUGGCUUUUACAAGAAAUCAGGGAAAAAGGAUUCCAACACUGUGUAACUUUAUUAGGUAGUUUACAACAUUCCCAAGUAAGAGAUGUGCUAGUUAAAGGAGACAUUUUCUUGAACACUUCUUUGACUGAAGCUUACUGCAUGGCUAUAGUUGAAGCUGCAUCAUGUGGUUUGAAAGUGGUUUCCACAAAGGUUGGAGGAAUACCAGAAGUAUUGCCAGAAAAUAUGAUAUAUUUAACAGAACCUAAUGUCAACAGUUUGGUAGCAGGCAUUGAGAUGGCCUUGAAAGAUUUAAAUGAUGGAAAUAUCUUAUGCCCAUAUGAGUGUAAUAGAAUGGUCAGGAAAAUGUAUAACUGGAUAGACAUAUCAAGAAGAACUGAAUUAGUGUAUGACAAAAUAUCUCUUAAUAAGAAUAAGUCAAUAGGUCAACAACUUAGAAAUUAUUUGACUAGUGGUGUAUGGCCAUUUCUUUUAGUUAUAAGUUUAAUGUAUUUAUUAUUACAAUUUGUAGAAAAAAUAUACAAAAGGAAAAACAUUGAUAUAGCUAGAGAUUUAAAAUUGUAA
This is a messenger RNA of Diatraea saccharalis (sugarcane borer), 1260 nucleotides long. NCBI's taxonomy places the organism in Eukaryota, Metazoa, Arthropoda, Insecta, Lepidoptera, Crambidae. The record is from the annotation of a GenBank genome assembly.